This is a messenger RNA of Linum tenue, 2063 nucleotides long. The record is from the annotation of a GenBank genome assembly. NCBI's taxonomy places the organism in Eukaryota, Viridiplantae, Streptophyta, Magnoliopsida, Malpighiales, Linaceae.
AUGACGAUCAUCUUACUGUCAUUUCUCCACAGGCUCCCUUCCAUUACCGCCCAGCAAGACUACAUCAACAACACUCAGCUCAACUGCAACUCCGGCGAAGCCUCGCCUUCCAUAGCCAAAGGCUACAGCUGCAAUGGAAUCACGACUGGUCAGUGCCAAUACUUCACAACUUUUCAAUCAAACCCGCCUUACAAUGAUACCCCGAUAUCGAUCGCCCUUCUCCUGGGCUCGGAACCUUCCACCGUGGCUUCCAUAAACAACAUCUCAUCCACCUCGGCCAGAAUCCCACCCGGGACGUGGAUCAUAGUACCUGUCUCUUGUUCCUGUUCAGGCAGCAUCUAUCAACAUAACACUCCUUACGCCGUAAGGGAUCCAAACGAGAGUUACUUCACCAUUGCCAACGACACCUUCCAGGGCCUGACGACUUGUCAGGCACUGGCAGGGCAGAAUUACUACGAGUUCGACCGGCUUGAUGUUGGUUCGGAGCUGAAUGUUCCGUUGAGGUGUGCUUGCCCGAGUGAGCAACAGGCUGCCAGUGGUGUGGUGUCCCUGUUGGGGUACAUGGUGACGUGGGGCGACUCCAUUCGAUCGAUUGCUGACCGGUUUCGCGUGGAUAGUGCCAGGAUCAUGGAGGCUAAUAGAUUGAGCAAUGAUAGUAUGCUCUUCCCAUUUGGGCAGCUUUUGGUCCCUCUUGAUAGCCAGAGUUGUGAAGCGAAUCCUGACAGCUUCUUCUGCAGUUGUAGUGUCAAUCCUGGAAUCUGCAUUCCUGACAAGAAAAAGUUCCCUGUCAAGUUGGUUACACUCCUAGGAAUUGGGAUUGGAAUUGGACUACUGGCCACAUUCCUGAUCCUCUACAAGCUUAUUCAGUUCCUCAAAAAGAGAAGAGACAGAAUCCAAAAACAAAAACUGUUCAAGCAAAAUGGUGGGGUCUUGCUACAGCAGAAGCUCAAUUCAUACCCAGGAAGCCAUGAGAACUCAAAGCUAUUCACCGAAGAGGAGCUGAAAAGAGCUACUGACAACUACAACCAGAGCCGCUUCCUUGGCAAAGGAGGGUUCGGGACAGUCUACAAAGGAAUGCUCCCAGAUGGAACGAUAGUUGCAGUCAAGAGGUCAAGAACCAUUGACAAGACACAGAUUCAACAAUUCAUAAAUGAGGUGGUCAUUCUGUCCCAGAUCAACCACAGGCACAUAGUCAAGCUCCUGGGUUGUUGCCUUGAAACUGAGUUCCCAUUGCUUGUCUACGAGUUCAUCCCAAAUGGUAGUCUCUCAAGUUACAUCCAUGGCCGAAAUCUGGAUGGAGAAGAAGGUUUGGCGUCUCUUUCAUGGGAGGAUCGAUUCAGAAUUGUCGGGGAAGUUGCUGGAGCUGUUGCUUACAUGCACUCUGCAGCUUCAUUUCCCAUCUUCCAUCGCGACAUCAAGUCUUCGAACAUACUGUUGGAUGCCAAGUUGAGUGCUAAAGUCUCAGAUUUUGGCACUUCUAGAUCGGUUCCUGACGACAAGACUCAUCUUACUACCGUGGUACAAGGCACCUUUGGGUACUUGGAUCCAGAGUACUUCCACACGAGCCAGUUCACAGAGAAGAGCGAUGUAUACAGCUUUGGGGUCGUUCUUGUGGAGCUUAUGACGGGACAAAAGCCCAUCUCAUUCACUAGAGGUGAAGAAGAGAGAAGUCUCGUCGCACAUUUUGUUUCAUCAACGAAGGAGAACAAGGAUGGCCUGUCCAAGAUUUUGGACCCUGUGGUCAGUACAGAAGCCAGGAAAGAGGAUGUGGAAGCCAUUGCAGAGCUAGCUGUGAGGUGUUUGAGAUUGAACGGGAAGAAAAGGCCUACAAUGAGAGAGGUGGCUAUGGAGCUUGAUGGGCUGAGGAACUCACAAAGGAGAUCACAACUUGAUCAAGAAGAGUCCUUUGUGGAUAGAACAUACAGUAAUCAGCUUGAUGCUGAAAGAGAAGAGUCCAUUGAGGACAGCUUUGCUAUCUCUGUAGAGCUUGAAUCCGUCUGAAACUUAUUAGUUCUUGUUUUGUUUGGAUAGUUUUUUUGUUCUUCCUUUUUUAGGCUUUUGAU